Molecule: messenger RNA, 2808 nt
Organism: Sorghum bicolor (sorghum)
Lineage: Eukaryota; Viridiplantae; Streptophyta; Magnoliopsida; Poales; Poaceae
Product: ubiquitin carboxyl-terminal hydrolase 22
Exons: 3
Coding region: 382-2079 (565 amino acids)
Biological process (GO): protein deubiquitination
Molecular function (GO): zinc ion binding; cysteine-type deubiquitinase activity
Source: RefSeq, a predicted model, not a curated record
CAAAAUGCUUAGAUGGCCCAUGUAGUCUCUACAUUCUAGCUGUCCCAAAUGUCAACUUCGUUGUGGAAUGUGGAUUAAAUUUGAUGAUAUGCUAUGGUUUGAGUUUGCAAAGCUGAGGAAAGCCUGAUCGCCCGUUCCUGAUCCUGCAGUGCAUUGCAGUAGUGCACCACUGUCCCUGAACCGCCUCUUCCGAGUUCCGACUUCCGACCCAUAAACCGUCCAUCUCCACGACCGCCACCAUCAUCCCCCCGUCCACCGCCUCGCCACCCCACCUCCCCCCUCCACCACGUCCCCGCACCGCAUCACCUGCCGUCACGCUCCGGCCCGCACCCCGCGGCAGCCGCCGCUGUCCCCACCAAUCCGCCCCCUUUCCCGUCCUCGAUGUCCACCCCGUCGGCGCCACCGCCCUGCCCGCACCUCGCCGCGCACCGCCUGUCGUCGCGCCCGCUGCGCUUCCUCCGCCGCUGCCUGCGCGUGCGCCCGCUCGGCCGCCCCGAGAUCCGGCGGGACCCGCGCGAGCUGCCGCGCUGCUCGCCCUGCGCCGCCGCGGCCCCGUCCCCCACCUCCCGCCUCUACGCCUGCCUCUCCUGCGCCGCCGUCUUCUGCCCCUCCCACGCCGCCUCGCACGCCUCCGCCUCCGCGGGGCCCGGCCACCAGAUCGCCGUCGACGUCGACCGCGCCGAGCUCUUCUGCGCCGCCUGCGGGGACCAGGUCUACGAUCCCGAUUUCGACCACGCCGUCUUCCUCGCCCAGUCCUCCUCGCUCCUCCCCUCCACCUCCGCCUCCUCCCCGUCCCCGUCCGCGGCGCUCCGCAAGCGCCGGCGCGUGGAUUACCGCGCAUGGGCGCCAGAUCCGGCCGAGUUCGCGCUCAUGAGCUCCGCGGACCCCACCACAUCCGCCUCCGCCGCCGCACCGGCGGGGCUGCGGGGGCUCAACAAUCUCGGCAACACCUGCUUCAUGAACUCCGUGCUCCAGGCGCUCCUCCACGCGCCCCCGCUUCGGAACUACUUCCUCGGCGAUCGCCACAAUCGGUUCCUCUGCCCGCGCCGCACGCCCGUCAGACACCGCGCCACGGACGCCGACGCCGCCAGGGUCGCGUGCCUCGCUUGUGACCUCGACGAGAUCUACUCUGCGGCCUUCUCCGGGGAGCGCAUGCCGUACAGCCCCGCCAAGUUUCUAUAUAGUUGGUGGCAGCAUGCAUCAAACCUCGCAAGCUACGAGCAACAGGAUGCUCAUGAAUUCUUUAUUUCCAUCCUUGACCAUAUCCAUGAAAAUAUAAAGGACGACCAACAAAAGUCACAUGCCCAAGCCCAAGGCCAUGGGGACUGUUGCAUUGCCCACAGAGUGUUUUCUGGUAUCCUGAGGUCAGAUGUCACCUGCACAAGCUGUGGGUUCACAUCCACAACUUUUGAGCCCUGUAUGGACAUUUCUUUGGACAUGGAUGCUGGAGAUAACAGUUCUUUUGGUGUUGCAAAUACAAAGCCGCAUGUGCGCAAUGGGGAACGUGGCUUGGCUGGCAUGAAUUCCAAGGUGUCAACACUAAUGAGGUGUUUGGAACGGUUUACAAGGUCUGAGAGACUUGAUGCUGAGCAAAAGUUCUUCUGUGAACACUGCAACGAGAGGCAAGAGUCCCUGAAGCAAAUGUCCAUUCGCAGGCUUCCAUUAGUUUCCUGCUUUCACAUAAAGAGAUUUGAGCAUUCAUCAGUCAAAAAGGUGUCGAGGAAAGUUGAUCACUGUUUGCAGUUUCCUUUCUCCCUUGACAUGGCACCUUAUUUGUCAUCAUCUAUUCUCAGAAGUAGAUAUGGUAACCGCAUAUUUCCUGCAGAAGCUAGUGAUGCAGAUGCAGUUUCAGAAAUGUCAUCAGAAUUUGAAAUAUUUGCAGUGAUCACGCAUAGCGGUAAGCUAGAAGCUGGCCAUUAUGUGACAUAUCUGAGGUUAAACAAUCAUUGGUACAAAUGUGAUGAUGCCUGGGUAACCAGAGUUGAGGAGCAUACUGUCAGGACUUCUCAGGCAUACAUGCUCUUCUAUGUGCAGAAGACGCUUUACUACAAAGCUUGUGAAAGAGCAGCCACAGUCUAAUCUGAAGCAAACAUUGAUGGCACUACUCGAGACCACCAGAAAAAAAGUUGUCACCGAAUCAGAUACACAUGUAGUUUCUCAAUCAAGAGAAAAAAUGUGUGUCGUAUGCACAGCACAGCCAUGGCCUGGCAAAGUUUUUCAUUCUCCACUGACCUAUAGUUCCAAUCAGAGGGAAGCUUUUUCCGGCAAUUUUCUUUACAGACAGCUGCCCAAGAGAAGAUGCUCGAAUUUAUGGCAAUUUUCUUUACAGACAGCUGCCCAAGAGAAGAUGCUUAAAUUUAUGCAUCGAGUUAUUGUACUAUCCUGGCUAAUGGAUUUCUUGUGGUGAUUUCGUUAAAACUCAAGUGCUUCAUUAUUUGAUACCAGCGGUGGUGACUGGUGAGGAUGCUCUAACCAGCUGCGCUGGUGUUUAAUAUUGGAUUGAGCAAGGGGAGGAGUAUAAAAUGUGGAAAGAAAACAUAAAGGGAACCGAUUUUUUAAUGUGUUCCUUUCACCAAUUGCAUUCUUGCUCUACUGAAGGUAGAGUUUUUCUUGCUGAUACUGUUCGUUGUGUAUUGCUCCCUUGCUUUUUUGCUUGGCCUUGGUUUUAAUGGAUGAGCUGAAAUCUAUAGCAGUUGUCAUAGUGUCCACCAAUCUUGUCUUAUAUUGAGGUUAGAAAAUGUAAGGCAGAUUACAACAGGGCUGGGAUGAGCAGGAACAUGGAGAUAUCAUGCGAGUUGCAUUUUGCCA